AUGGCGAAGAAAUCCACUCGCCGCAAGACGCCCGCAUCAACUCCAGGCUCGUCAGGCACAUCUACUCCAAGCUCCGCAUCCUCCGGCCCGAUCCCUCCCUUCAUCAAAGUCCCCUCUAUACUCGAGCCGUUCGUGAAACCGCUGUCCUCUGACGAGGUCUACCUGAUCCAUAUCGACACAACAGGGACCGACCUGAAAUGGCAGACUUUUCUUGUGCCCUUGGUAAUGAACAUAGUGGUUACUGCCGCGAUCGCAGUGCGGGUGUACUUCGGAAUCAGCACCUACCCAGCCCUCAUAAAGACCUUCUUCGGGUUCCAAAGCUCUCUGACCGUUGACGAGUCCACGACCUCAUGGCUGCACAUGGCACAACUCAUCCUCCGCCGAACAGGCACCCUCUUCAUCGACUACUUCCUCUUAACGCAGUUCCUAAGCUGGCCCAUUAACUUCAUCUUCGGUCCCGCACUCUGGCGUCGUUCAGUCGGUUUCCAGGAUCGGGAAAUCAUCGUUCGCCGCAGUCACCGCAAUUGGAGCAAGAAACUCGAGCGGAACAAGUGGAUCCGCGACAAUGAAGCCAUGCGCGACAAGAUCGUUGCUGCAGUUACGCCUGAGCGGAUUGGUAAAACCGGGUUUCUGCUUGUCGAUGAUGACUGGAACCUUGACUAUUCCGCGAUGGUCCGCGCGCAUGGUUUGGUCGAUCGUAUCCGUAAGGGCGAUGGCGUGCAGCUGGAUGAGUUCCGCACUGCGGUGCUCGUGCAUACCGAUGCUGACGGGUGGUUGAUUUGGCGUGUCGGCGACGAAAACACCCAUGCUAAUCGGCAGCGCUCGGCGCAGCGAGAUCAGAUCUUGGCUUUCCAGGAGAAGCUCACUGCGAUGGGAAAGGAGGACCUGUUUUUCCGCUGGGUCGAGGUGGUACAGUGGGAGAGCUCCCAGCCUGGCGGCUUCACCCCGGAAAGGCAGAAAUCGGCCAUGCUAAAAGCACAACAGAUGUUCACUGAAGAGAACGUGGACUUUAGUAGCUUCUGGGAAGAUCUGGGUGGUAUGGAAGGCAUAGACGGCAUGGAGUCAUGA
This is a messenger RNA of Penicillium longicatenatum, 1068 nucleotides long. RefSeq lists its product as uncharacterized. The record is from RefSeq and is a predicted model, not a curated record. The coding region runs from base 1 to 1068 and encodes 355 amino acids. Lineage: Eukaryota; Fungi; Ascomycota; Eurotiomycetes; Eurotiales; Aspergillaceae. The transcript has a single exon.